Messenger RNA from Sabethes cyaneus, 980 nucleotides. RefSeq names its product eukaryotic translation initiation factor 6 (gene eIF6). Gene Ontology annotation, cellular component: nucleolus; cytosol; preribosome, large subunit precursor. The transcript is spliced from 4 exons. The record is from RefSeq and is a predicted model, not a curated record. Lineage: Eukaryota; Metazoa; Arthropoda; Insecta; Diptera; Culicidae. Bases 93 to 830 code for a protein of 245 amino acids. Gene Ontology annotation, molecular function: ribosomal large subunit binding. Gene Ontology annotation, biological process: cytosolic ribosome assembly; maturation of 5.8S rRNA; maturation of LSU-rRNA.
ACCAUACUGUGCGGUUCACUCAAUUUUAAAUAAUUGUUCCAAAUUAUUUGUGAAUUUUACAACAAAUUUAAUAUAAAUCAGUGUUUAACAACAUGGCUCUGCGUGUACAGUUUGAAAACAAUGACGACAUAGGAGUGUUCAGCAAACUUACGAAUUCUUACUGCUUGGUAGCUAUCGGCGGUUCGGAAGCAUUUUACAGCACUUUCGAAUCGGAGCUGGCAGAAACUAUUCCGGUGGUGCACGCCAGUAUUGCAGGAUGCCGAAUUAUCGGUCGGCUGACCGUUGCCAACAAAAACGGGCUCAUCGUUCCUGGCAGCACAACCGACGUUGAGUUGCAGCAUUUACGAAAUUCCCUGCCGGAUACGGUUAAAAUUCAACGUGUCGAAGAACGGCUAUCGGCUCUGGGGAAUGUGAUUGCUUGCAAUGAUUACGUUGCCCUAGUACAUCCCGACAUUGACCGGGAGACAGAGGAAAUAAUAGGAGACGUGCUCGGGGUGGAAGUAUACCGACAGACAAUAGCGAAUAAUGUUUUGGUUGGUGCUUACUCGGUCCUCAGUAAUCAGGGCGGUCUGAUUCAUCCCAAGACGGCCACUUCCGAACUGGACGAGCUGGCGUCACUUCUGCAGAUUCCGUUGGUGGCUGGAACGGUUAAUCGUGGCUCGGAAGUGCUUGCGGCAGGCGUAGUUGUAAACGAUUGGUGUGCAUUCUGUGGUACGAGUACGACGUCAACCGAACUGUCGGUUGUAGAAAGUGUCUUUAAACUGAACGAAGCACAGCCCACUGGAGUAACGAACAAUUUACGGGCAUCACUGAUAGAGGCAAUGGCUUAAGCGCUGUCAUGUUUUCCGUGGUAUGACGAGGUGGUUUAACUCAUAAACAAUUAUUGGUAAGUGCGGUAACAACAAAAUAAAUGGCUUAUAUUUGUACAAUUUAGCAAGUCAACAUGAUCGAUUUACAAAAUAUAUUAACUUCUGUUUAGU